GGGAGAGAGUCGCAGCUCGGCGGCUCUCUCGGCGGGCGAACGAGCGAGCGAGCGAGCGCCGCACAAGAAAACACACUGGCGGAGUGAGCGGGCGAGAGACGAGGGUUUUCCAGUCCGUCCGUCGGCGAACGCGCGCGUGCAGUGCGGGGAUGGACCUUAAGACGGCGACAGCCCCGCUGCGACGCUAGACAUGGACAAUGCCGCCGCCGACGAGCAGGCCACCCUGCACUACUUCAUGUACCGCAGGGUGCAGCAGGAGAUGCAACUGCACCUGUACCACCAGAGCGCCGGACUGCCCCCGCCGCCUCUGCUGCCCCCGGGCUUUUUCCUCGCCGGAGACAUGUACGGAUUGCCUGGACGCGAUUUUUACAACAACGCCGCUGCGGACGUCCAGGAGCAGCCCGAAAAUCUGCACAAAGCUCGAGUUGAAAAAGAAACUGACAAUGUGGAGAAGUCGCAGGAAACGGCAAAUCAUCCUCAUUCUGCUUCCUCAGGCACGGCCACCAAUGCAACUAUUAGUAAAGGAGUCCCUGCGCCGCAUCACACCAUGAUGUCGGCGCCCCAUCACGUGGCCGCGGCGCCCUCGCCCUUCAGGUCGCCGGGCGGAGGGGUGGCUGGAGCUGCGGGAGGUUCGGUGCUCAGGACAAGCCCGUGGCCCGCGACGGCCCACGCCCCUGAAGGCUUUGGAAGGUUUGCCGUGGGUGGAAGUGUUUACUCGCUCUUUCCUUCCGUCCCGAGUGCCACGGAGGCGAGUGCCAUCUACUCCCAAGGCUCGAGCUCGCCUGGCGCGAGGUUCGGCGCCGGCCAGGCCACCACCACUUUCCACGGCUUUCUCGGCACACCGCAGAAAGGGGACACGCUCUUCUCGGCGGGCUUUCCGUUGACCCCGACGUCGAUCCCGCCCAGUUCGCCGCAGACCCUGUUCCACACGGGAGCCACCGCAGGUUUGUCCCCGGCACUGGCAGGGUCGCUCGAGGACAGGGGCAUCAGUCAGCUGGAGUUGAUGGCCAGGGGCUUCCCCGCCCUGCCGCAGAUCGCGCAACCCGCGCGAAGGGUGGAGGAACAGGAGAAAAGGGUUGAGCCGAAGGGCAGGGCGGCCCGCGGAGCCAAGGAACGCAGACAGACCAAGGCCGAGAGGAAUCGCGCCAAGGAGCUCGAGGGGCACAAGCAGCAGCCCGACAGGGUCACCUGCAGCUGCCCUGUCAGCAGGGCCACCUGCACCCUCACGUCGGCCAACGCCGUGCAAGCAGUCAACCCUGUCACCACUAGUACAAGCAUGGCGACCUUCGCGUCCUCAUCGCCACCCUUCCACUGCGCGAUGGACUCGAUGACGGCCGCCUCCCUGACGGCCUUCCACCCGCCCAACCUUGCCCCGAUUUUCCCCACCCUGGCGAGCGACACCCUGAGCGGCUGCAGCAGGACCAACCCUGUGCCUCCGCGCAGCAGGUCGAGCGACGCCAGUUCUUCCGGCAGGUCCUUCAGCCCUGUGGUGAUCAAGAAGGAGGCGGGCACACCCUGUCAGGUCGACGAGGUCACCACCAGCAGGAAGGAAAGGGGCAACAACCCCGUCGUGGCUGUGCAGGCGAUCAAGUCGGAACCUUCCGAGGACAGGAGAAGUCAGGGUCCUCUAGUGAUUGCGGUCACAAACAGCGGCCCCUCCACUUCAACCUCGGCCACUGUAUCGAGCAUUCCUGUUGGUAUAGCCGUGGCGCGCCAGAGGAGUUCCUCGCCCAUCAGGGCGAUGGUCCCCGAGGAACUCUCCAAAGGCAAAUCCUCCAACGUGCAGGACAAGCCCAGGGAGGACUUCCGGGUGUUGUUGCCGGCCAGAAGGACGGCACCGGCGCCAUUGGCCCCAGCACCGGCCGUCACCGCCACGGCCACUGUGAUCAGCACCAUGGCGCCUGCGGUGCCAACAACUGCGGCCCUCAUGGUCCAUCCGCAGGAGCGAACGGCCACGAUCAUGACUUCAUCAAUCGUGCUGCAACCGCCCCCUGCGAGUGCGAGCGGGCCGAACGCCGGAGCCGGAGCCACCCUGCAAGUGCACACCACCGGGGGUGCCGAGGACGCCGUCACUCAAGCCUUGGCCGCCGCCAGACUCUCCAACGGACUACCCCCGUGGGCGUCGCACGCGGCACCCAACUCCGCCCUGACUCCACCUACCUUGUGGCUUGGCCAACCGCAGUACCAGACAGGUCCCACCGUUCAAAUAGAGGCCGCACCGCCGCCUUCGCUGCCCCCGGUCGGUCUGCAACUGGUACGCGACCCGAUGACGGGCCACCUCAUUUUGUUGCCAGCCACUAAUAUGGAUCACAUGCAACGCACUGUCCAAGUGUGGCCCAACAACACGACGACCACCACAAGUUUCCCCCAAGCGCAAACCAACCUUCCCCAGCUCAUGCUUCCCCAAACGUCAUCCGCAAACGGCACCCAACACAUCACCGUGUUCCCGCAACAAAACGAAACCGAAUUCCGCAUCCUGCUGCCCCCGCAACACCAGCCCCAGGCCCAGUUGGCCCUGGUCCACGAGCCCAUGAAGCAGCAGUCGCCGUGCAAGAAGGACGUGAUGGAGGCGCCCAAGAUCGAGCUCAUCGACCCUUCCAAACUGAUGCCCGCCGACCUGAGCGGCGCCCAGACGGCCCAGUUCCCGACGUCCUUCGUUUUUCCCGGGGGUCAGACGCAGCAGGCCCAGGCGCCCACGGCCCAGGUGCAGUACUUCUACGAGCAAAUCACAGGCACCACCGUGCAAAUUUCGCCCCAGCAAAACCCACACACCCCCUCUUCGUCGGCUGUGACUUCCGCCCCUGCUGUGCUGGCGGUUGAUACUGGAAGGAGAUCGCAGGCUACUUCUCCUGCAAACCCAGCUGAGGUUUGUCUGACGCCACCUCCAGAGACUGCCAGUCCGAGAAUCAGUCCCAGCGAAAGCGUCCCAGCCGUUCCAACCAGUUCCACCGCUGAGGAGAGCAACCAAGAAAGCGCCGUGGACAGCUCAAGUUCCGAAGUGAUCGGGGCGUCCUCGGAAGCGGAAGCCGUCGAGGUCAAGGUUCAAGACGCCAGCAAUCAGACCGAGACUCCUCCGGUGAGUGAGGACGAGGUUUCCAGGGACGCCGUGUUGGAAGAGGAGGUCGACGAAGAGCCGCCGCUGGAAAUCGACUGCAAAGAACCGGAGCCGGAAGUGGAGGAACCUCUUGAGUUGAUGACCCCGGAGACCACGACCCCGGACGAACAGGAGGAAGUGGAGGAAUUUGUCCAGCCUGCCCCACUGCCGCCUCCGGUCGAUUUGAGUGGGUUGGAACUUUUGUCCAACAGCAUCGAGCAAUUCGUGGAGAGAGAAAAGGAGGCUGAGAAGCAGUCGACGGUGCAGGUGCCGGCCGAGCCACAGCAACACGUGAUUGAUGGACUGGGGCUGUUGUGUGCCCUGGCCGAGCAGCGCUUUUUCGAGGACAUUGAACAGGAAAAGCAGAAGGAACAAGUUGAGACUGCAGUGAAGCCAAUCGAAGAGAAAAUUGAGGAACCACCGAUGAAGCCGAUUCCAGAGAGGAUCGACGUCAACCGGAACUACAAAAGCCCAAAGUCGGAGAAAAACAUCAAGAAGUUCAUCGCGAGUAAAGUUUCUCAGUAUGCGGAGAACGGAGGCGCAUCCCAGGCGUCGAGUUCGGAGGUGCAAACCACCGAGUACAUUGACGCCAUGGAGUUGGACCUUCGGAUGCGACUGGCCGAUUUGCAGAAAAAGUACAAAGCCAAGCAGAAGGAGUUGUCCAAGCUGCAGAAUCCCAGGAGGAACUCGGUGGUUUCGGACGACAGCAGCAGCAGCCCUAGCAAGAGAGGCCCCGGAAGACCAAGGAAGAGGAAAUUGUCGCCGGCGCCAAGUCCGAAGAAGGCGAAAAUCGUGAAGGAGGCGGAGAAAAUUGUCGAGAAGCAGGAAGAGACACUUCCGCUCAAGACCAAACCGAAGGACAUUUUGAAGCCGCCGACUUUGAAUACAAACAAAAUUUUGACCUCACCCAAAUUCAAACCGAGUCUCUCUGAAAAGUUCGGAACCAAAGCCGAGCAAGAAAAGACGACCAAGGAUGACGAAGUUAGCAGCUCUUCAGACGGGAGCUCUCCUGGCUCUUCUUGGCUGACGGGAGGGUUUUCCUCCUUUAAAAAGAGUGCUGACUCGGCGCAUAUUAAACCGUCAGCAUUUACAUUUGGCUCCAAACUCGCCAAUCCCCUUUUGCCAGGAGCCGGUGAAAAGCAGAGAUUCCAACCUCUAGCACCAGAACCCCUCUUUUGGUUCUUAAAGCCUGAUAAGGAAAACUCGACAAGCCUGACAAAAACUGGAACUCAUCAGUUCGGUGAACUUCCUUCAAACGGCUUUAAGAGGAAUCCACUGUCAAGUUCAGAGCCCGAAAGUGACCAAGAAAGCGGUUCACCGUCCCUUUUCCUCCCCAAAACCACCACUGGAGCUGGAUGUUCUUCGAGCUCGUCCUCCUGUUCCUCCUGCUCGAGCUCGUCCUCCAAGAAGAGAAAGCCAGGUCGGCCGAAGAGGAGGACCCCAGGCAAGCCCGACCAGACGGCCACAGAAACGAUCGUGGCCAAAAAGAGGAGCAUCAGCUUUUUACUCAACUCGACGUCGUUCAACUCUGGCUCCGUGGCAGAAAACAGACCGAAAAUCAAACCAAAACUGAAGGCGGAAAUCAAGUUGAAAACCACCCGAGACGACGAGGACGAAACUUGGCCUCAGAAGAGCGAGUCGACGACCUCGGCAGUGCCAGAAAAAGUAGUUUCUUCGCCCUGGGUGAGCAAACCUGUUGUGGAGCGAGAGAGGCCGAGGACCAUCGACGCGGCGCAGCGUCUCGGCCCGAAAAAGAGACCUUCGACGGGCGGAAGUUCCAAAUCGCCGGUGGCAAAGCAGCGUUCGAAUUCUACCGAGGUCAAGGCCAAGAAGGCCUGCACGGAAAACAAGGUCACGCUGAGAACUGCGAGAAAACAGAUGUCCAGCGGCUCAACCGAAAGGCCACUCAAGCGUCCCUCACUAGAGUCUUGCAGCUCAGUUAAUGGACACUUGCUUCCUUGCACUCUGAGCUCUGAAGACUUGGAGGGACAACCCCGCGCAAUGAGAGUGAUGGGUGGGUUGGUUUACGCAGGUCUGGUGACCGCGAUCCGUGCGCCCGACCUUUACGGUAUUACUUUGGACGGCGAGAGAGGUAACAGACCGCACAUUCUGUCGAGAGAGGAGGCUCUGAAAGAACUGAUAAGAGAGGUGCAGCCGUCAAAAACCGACCAAGUCCCACCCGGGACCAGAGUUUGCGCCUAUUGGAGUCAGCAAAGUCGGUGCCUUUACCCAGGGACGGUUGCCGAGCCCUCAAGUCCAGAUGCCGAGCUGGACGCGUGCUCUGUCAAUGUUGAGUUUGAUGACGGCGACAGCGGAAGAAUCACACUCGAAGAUAUCAGGAUGCUUCCGGCUGGCUACCCAGUAGUUGAAUAUGAUCCAAACCCUCUGCUGUCUUUGGCAAAGAGAAGAAGGGCCGCAUCAGGUGCGAGUAGCACCGAGGGACGAAGGGCGAGCGUUGACACCCCUGUCAAUCCACCCCGAGAGCAAAAGCAGAAAAGCCCCAGUCCUGUUGUAACGCCAGCAGAAUCAAAAAAGAAGGACACAGACUCUGGGAAGAACAGCUCGUCCAACAAACAUUUGAGCGACGAGGAGAGAGAGCGUAAAAAGCUCAAGAAAAAGGAAAAGGCCAAGAAGAAAGAGAAAUUGCGCAAGUUGCUGGCUCAGGUGGCGAUUAAAAACAAGAUUUCGAGUCACAAGAAGCACAAGAAACACCACCACAAGCACCAUCACCACAAAAAGAAGCACAGGCACAGAAAGCACGGAGACAAAGAGUUGUCGAGCAGCGCCACUUCAGACUCCUCGACGACCCCUGAAAAAACUCAAGUGACUCCUCCACCUCCCGUGUCUGACGAGAUAGAACCAGAGGCGGAGAAAAAAGCCAAGCAGUCUCCGAAAAAGAGACAAGAGCGACAGUCGUCCGGAGAAACCAAGAGCAAGAUGGCAGCUUUUCUUCCUGCCAGGCAAUUGUGGAAAUGGUCCGGAAAGGGCUACAAGAGACCUGGUGGCAAAGGCCGCGGCAAGAAGGAGUUCUUCAAGUCAAUCCAAAGAGGAAAAGAGACUAUCAAUGUUGGCGACUGUGCAGUUUUUCUUUCGACGGGCCGACCUGACCGCCCUUACAUAGGGCGCAUUGAAACCAUGUGGGAGUCUUGGGGUGGCAACAUGGUGGUCAGGGUCAAGUGGUUUUACCACCCUGAAGAGACGCAAGGAGGAGAAAACCUGGACAAGCUGAAAUAUCCUGGUGCCCUUUUCCAAUCUCCUCACGCGGACGAGAACGACGUUCAGACCAUUUCCCACAAAUGCGAGGUGAUCCCCCUGGCCGAUUACACGAAACGACUGGGCAAGGAGCCGGCGCGCUACGCAACAAUCUACGACAACAAUGACAUUUACUAUCUAGCAGGUCACUACGAUCCGUCGGCAGGAGUGCUCACCAUGGAGCCGGGCGUAAAUUAAUUAAUUACAUACACAAAAAACGAGCAUCUAAUAUGCACACCCGACAUGGAUAAUUCAAAAUUAUUCCGGAGCAGAGCAAAAAUGUUUAGUCUAACUGGGCGUACGCAAAUAUAUAUCUCUCUAUAAAAAUUCAAGUAGUUGAAAACGUAUUUGGAGUUGCUUAAAAUUAAACACGUUGUGUGGUACGUCUCCCCAAAAUAAUAUAUAUUAUAAAUAUAUAAUCUCGAUAAUUAUUACUUAACCCCGUAUUGAAUCAAAAAAGAAUUACAAAUAUUUGGAUGAGUUUUUUGCGUAAUAAGAUGGAAAUGUAUGUAAACGAGCGCGAAGGCAUCGUUACAAAGAACUGAUUACACUGACUGCGGAGAAGAAUUGAAAGUACAUUUAAUGAGAUAAUUUUGUAUAUCAUUGUCAGAGAGAGAUCGACGGAGGGACGGCGGGAUUACUGUCCUCGAAAAAGCUGUGUAAAUAAGCCAAGACUGUGAGAUAAUUCCCCAGGCUACCGUUUAUAUAAAUUGUCCUUACUGUUCACUUUUCCUCUUUACUUGCACAUAUUUUCAAACAAAAGUCACGAAAUUCUGAUAAAUAUCAAAAUACUUGAUUGAUAUCAUUUUUGUCCUAAGUGUAAAGUGUUGUCUCUUUUUUACUGUGGAGAGCUGUGUCUAAUUAUUACAACUUAUGUGACUUUUAUUACGCAUUACAAAUAAAUUACCAAUGCUUUGAGAUACUAGAUUAGACUAAAAUUUGUAACAUUAGAAUAUGUGAUUACGCAACCGGGAAAUGCAAUUUCGCCAAAACGUUCCGGCUGCUUUUAUAUUGUGAUUGGUCAACUAUGUUAUACGAUUGUAUCAAAUAAGAUUGGACAAGUCUUCGAAUUUCUUAGUCAAGAAAAUUUAACAUAAAAAAAAAAUGCUUUUCCUAUAAACAGCACCUCCACAAAAACAAACACGAUUUUGAAUAUUAUAUAUAAAUUAUAAAAAAAAUUAUGCACAAUUUUUUUUAUUACGCUAUAAAUAGACUGCGCUUAUUGUUUUCACUUUUUAACUUCACUGAAUUUUCUUGUAAUAUGCUUUCAUUUUUAAUUUAAUCCACCAAAUACGCUUACAAAUUAGUUCUUUUAAUAAUUGAGGGGUUUACUGAUUAUAUCUGUUUGACACACACGUAAUAUUUUCAGCUUAUUAAAACAAGAAUAUGAUGGGAAAUCCAUAUUAUUAUUAAUAAUAUAAACACGUGACACACACACAGAAAAAAGGAUAAAUCAAUUUUAUUCUUCACUAUGUUUUAUAAGUGUAUACCUUGUAAAUAAAUAAUAGACGCUACACACCGUCAAGAGGAGAAAAACAAAAAUCAUGAAAUAAUAUUGUAUGGAGAAAUAAUGUUAGCAGCGGAAUAUAUUACAAAAUAAAAUCAAUCGAUAAACAAAAAGAGAAAAUAAUAAAAAUGCCAA
This is a messenger RNA of Neocloeon triangulifer, 7988 nucleotides long. RefSeq names its product protein winged eye-like. Gene Ontology annotation, molecular function: chromatin binding. The record is from RefSeq and is a predicted model, not a curated record. The coding region runs from base 191 to 6544 and encodes 2117 amino acids. NCBI's taxonomy places the organism in Eukaryota, Metazoa, Arthropoda, Insecta, Ephemeroptera, Baetidae. The transcript is spliced from 21 exons.